AUGCGGCGAGUCAAAAAGUCGCGCAACGGCUGUGCAAGGUGUAAAAGCAAAAGGGUCAAGUGCGGAGAGGAGAAGCCUCAUUGUAGCCGCUGCACCCGACUUGGAGUUCGGUGCCCGGGAUAUGUGCAGUCACUUCGUUGGGUCACAAAAUAUGAACAACCCAGUCCUGGUGCAUCAUCAGAGGGCCAGCCGCCUAGCCCUGUGCCUUCUACCUCGGUGCCGGAGGAGGCUUCAGCUCCAGUGCAAGAUACGCUGUCACUCUGUAGCCCAAAUCCCGGAUCGCGACUUGAACCAGAUGCUUCUGUGUUUGAGCUAGAUGAUUCGAACGCUCUUUGUGACAGUCUAUGGGACCUUCAGGGCAAUCGAUCACUCCCGGAGUUAACAGACCUCUGUCCGUCUUCCCCAGCACCGAUGUCAGCAUCGGGUUUCUCGCAGCCCCAAAAUUCACCAUAUGACUUUGCUUCAUCUGGAGAUAUGGCCGCCGAUGUCACACAUUUCUUGUCACUGAUUGGUCCGUCUCAAGAAGAGACUACUAACGGUGGGAAGGUUGAUCGAGACUUCUCGCCAUCGACCAUCGUACGCAGUUAUCCACCCGCCUCGCACCGCUCUAAUUCACGAGACGUUACGUCCAUAUCUCGCCCUUUGAACAAUCCUUCUUGGACACUUAUCGAGUACUAUUUCAAAGAGGUUGCGGCGCUCUUCUCUAGCUAUGAUAGCCAGAUGAACCCCUUCCGCACGACCGUCUCCAGGCUAUGGGGCUCAUCCCUGGCUAUGUGCCGGACGAUGCAAAGCAUGGCCGCUGCAACUCUUGUCAAUGAUUUUCCACAGUUUGGACCGAUUGGUCGGAAGAUGAGGGAUGAGGCUGUCAGUAUCAUCACACUUGAACCAGCGAUGGACGACAAGUCUCUACUGGCACUCCUCAUGCUCGGACAGACGGCCAGUUGGCAUGAUCCAAAAGACUUGGGUAUUUCAUUCUUUAACCUGCUUCGGAAACACCUGAACUCUAUUUCCGAUGGAUCGAGUACGGAAUCCUUGGGCUUCCCGGAGAGCCGCAGUAACAAUUACCGAUUUUUUGAGGAGGCUCUCAUAUACUGGGAGAUGCUCUUAUCAUUCGUCGCAGACAAUGACUCUGCAAUGUUCUCUGAUAAAUCAUGCGCAUCAUCUAUGGAAGAAUCGCUCGUUCUUCAACGCGUACCGCAUCCAUGGACUGGCAUCGCACGAGAUGCACAAUUCACAGUGCAUGAAGUUGGUCGACUUAUUCGGAGAGAACGUAAACGUAUUCGUGCUCGAACUUUCACAUCUCAGGACGACAUCAGACGAGCGCAGAUGGCGAUCGAAAAGGCACGCGAGUUGGAGGAGCGCUUAUUGAACCUUGCUCAUCUUACAGAGGCUGAGAUCGUCAGUACCGGCGACGAUGAAACUCCAGUUUGGCACCUUCUUACCGUUGCCGAGGUUUAUCGAUGCACAGGCCUAAUACAGCUGUAUCGUGUUUUCCCAGACCUACUUCGCAACCGUCUGCCAAAUCCUGAGGCAGCUCAAUUUCCAAAUUUCGCGAGGGGAACACCUGGCGACUCUUUCUUUCCAGUAGAUCUGGACUGCAUGAAUCUCUCUCCGGGCUUCGGUGGAACAAACGCUAGUCCUACAACCGAUAAAGCUCAACCAGAAAAUCAACAGAGCACCCACCAAUCUCCAUCAUCGACCUCCUCCCCACACAUCAACAUUUUCCCUCCCUCCUCGCACCAUCACCAACCUCAAGCCCCGAAAUCCACGACUCAAGACACAUCACCCGAGUCAUUAUACGACGCCUGGCUCACUGAUUUUGCCGUCACACUAAUCUCACGCCUAAAAACCAUCCCCUUGGAGUCCCGAACCCGCUGCUUGCAACCGUUACUGUUGGUCGCUUCAUGCAGUGAGCUACGUCUACCAAGACUACCCACCGAGCAACCGAAUACCCAUUUUGAAAAUAAUCCGGAUGACAAUCCCGCAAGUAAUCAAUCUCAAGGCGGCAUUGAGACACCAAAUAUAUCCAUGGAAGCUAUUGAAGUGUCCCAAACCCGAAAGUUCAUUCUCGGUCGUCUGACAUCUUUCCUACAUGUGCUGCCGCCUAAACCAAUCGAUGUUUGUGUGAAACUCGUGAAAGAGGUAUGGAGACGGAUUGAUGCUGGAGAGGCCAACACUUAUUGGAUUGAUGUUAUGAUUGACAAGGGGUGGGAGACAACUAUGGGGUAG
Molecule: messenger RNA, 2229 nt
Organism: Penicillium pulvis
Lineage: Eukaryota; Fungi; Ascomycota; Eurotiomycetes; Eurotiales; Aspergillaceae
Product: Zn(II)2Cys6 transcription factor
Exons: 2
Coding region: 1-2229 (742 amino acids)
Biological process (GO): positive regulation of transcription by RNA polymerase II
Cellular component (GO): nucleus
Molecular function (GO): DNA-binding transcription factor activity, RNA polymerase II-specific; transcription cis-regulatory region binding; zinc ion binding
Source: RefSeq, a predicted model, not a curated record